Messenger RNA from Fonsecaea nubica, 348 nucleotides. RefSeq lists its product as hypothetical. Lineage: Eukaryota; Fungi; Ascomycota; Eurotiomycetes; Chaetothyriales; Herpotrichiellaceae. The coding region runs from base 1 to 348 and encodes 115 amino acids. The transcript is spliced from 2 exons. The record is from RefSeq and is a predicted model, not a curated record.
AUGUCUUUCCUCUACCAAACAACUCCCGUGCUUCGCACCGCGGUCCGAUCAUCUGCUGUGCGCUCAUCACCUCGCCUCUUCUCUACCACAGUCCUUCAGAAGAAGUCCGCUACCGACACUGUCAAGGACGGUCUCAAGACGGUCGACCGUGCAGUUUCAGACGUUGCAGUUGCUGGGAUCGACAAAGGAGUCGAGCUGAAAGAUAAAGCCGCCGAAGUCAUCGGAAUCGAGGGCAAGAAGGCUGAAGGCACUGCCUCUCAAGUUGCUGGCGAAGCCAAAGGAAAAGCAGCUGAAGUAAAAGGUCAGGCAAAGGGCAAGGCAGAGGAAAUCAAGGGGAAGAUGUCGUGA